Messenger RNA from Anopheles coluzzii, 3029 nucleotides. RefSeq names its product engulfment and cell motility protein 1 (gene Ced-12). The coding region runs from base 249 to 2417 and encodes 722 amino acids. Lineage: Eukaryota; Metazoa; Arthropoda; Insecta; Diptera; Culicidae. The transcript has 2 exons. Gene Ontology annotation, cellular component: plasma membrane. Gene Ontology annotation, biological process: actin filament organization; cell motility. The record is from RefSeq and is a predicted model, not a curated record.
GUGCUGUUGUGAUUAGCAGAGCUUGAUUGGCUUAAAAAAGUGACUUCAAGGGAAACAAUUUCUCGCCUCGUAUCGAUAAGCUGAAAAACUAACUGCUUUUUCCUUUCUGUAGCGUCUUUUCAGACGUCUUCCAGGUAGCUAAGGGGGUGCUACAACACAAUCCCCCUCCUCCUGAGGCAAGGUAAGGCAAGCAACAACAAAAAACGGGGUGGUGCCCACCGGAAACACGACCGCCAGAGAGUUGCUCGAUGUUACCGAAACACAGCAAAAUGCCAGCAAUUAAGGACAGCCACAUCGUGAAGAUUGCGGUCGAGUAUGUGGACAACACGCCCCAGAUGUACCCGCAGCUGAUCGAGUUCGACCAGCGGCAACCGCUCGGUGCCAUCAUCCAGAACCUGUGCAGCUCCUGGGGCAUACCGGACGCGGAAAGCUACGCCCUGCAGUUCGACGGCAUCAACUACGUGACGGAGAAGAACCGGAACGAGGUGAAGAAUGGGACGGUGCUGAAGUUGCGCUUUUCGCCCUCGAAGACGACGAACGACAUACUGGAGAAGCUGCGCAGCGGAACGGAGGACGAGAAGGUGGCCGAGCUGAAGGAGCUGCAGGUGCUGAGCGCGGACAACACGUUUGCGCUCGAGUUUAUCAAGGAGCAGGGCCUGCGGCUAAUCAUUGCGCUGAUCGAGGACGGACAGUGCGAGGAGCGCAUACUCGAGCUGGCGCUCUGCUCGUUCGUGCAGCUGAUGGAGCACGGUACCAUCUCGUGGGACAUACUGGAACCGUCGUUCAUCAUGCGGAACGUGGCGUUCAUCAAUGGGUCCUCGAAGCCGGAAAUCAUCCAGUCGGCCCUGUCCAUCCUGGAGAACAUUGUGCAGAGCAGCAACAAGUACGCGCUGGUCGAGAAGGAAAUUACGCUCGAGACGCUGCUGAAGCUGCUGCGCGACGCAACGCGUACGCAGGUGCAGCAGAACGCAAUCGCGCUGCUGAACGCGCUCUUCAUUAAGGCGGACGACGGCAAGCGGCGUAUGCUGGCGGCGACACUCGGCUCGAAGCAGUACCGCAGCGUGAUCAACAGCGUCAUCACACCGACGAUGGGCGCCGAGAUGGCCCACCAGCUGUACGUGCUGCAAACGCUUACGCUGGGUCUGCUGGAGCAACGCAUGAAGACGGCAAUGGACGUGCAGGACCAGGACGCGCAGGAAAAGAUCCAGGAACUGCGGCGGAUAGCGUUCGAGGCGGAUGGGAUCGAACCGAUGCCGGACGUGACGGCCCGCCGGCAGCACGGUUCUUCCUACUCGAGCCACUACAAAAAGCUCGGCUUCAAGUGUGACAUCAAUCCGGCGCAGGACUUUUUCGAGACGCCGCCCGGCACGCUCGCCCUCGACUGUAUGAUCUACUUCGCGCGCAACUACACGCAAAGCUACACGAAGGUGGUGCACGAGAACAGCUGCCGGGCGGACGAGCACGAGUGCCCGUUCGGGCGCACCAGCAUCGAGCUGGUGAAGGUGCUGUGCGACAUCUUCCGGAUCGGCGAGUCGCCCUCCGAGCAGGGGCAGGAGUUUUACCCGAUGUUCUUCACCCACGACCACCCGUUCGAGGAGUUUUUCUGCAUCUGCAUCGUGGUGCUGAACAAAACGUGGAAGGAUAUGCGCGCCACGACGGAGGACUUUGUGAAGGUGUUCUCGGUGGUGCGGGAACAGAUCGUGCGCAGCAUCGUUGGGCGGCCGGCAAGCCUGGAGGACUUCAAGGCGAAGAUACACACGUUCACCUACAACACCAUCACGACGCUGCGCCAGCAGGAGCGAACGUCGCGCGAGGAGUGCGAAUCGACCGCAUCGGCCAUUGUGAGCUUAAAGAAGAAAAUUACCCCCGAGAUCAGAGCGCUUAUUAAGGAGCAGCGGCUCGGCUACUUGAUCGUGGGCACACGGUUCUGCAAGUACUCGGGCGGCAAGCGCGAGCGGGACAAGUACUGGUACGUGCGGCUGUCCCCCAACCACAAGGUCAUUCACUACGGCGACUGUGACGAGAAGACGGUGCCGACGCUGGAGGAGCUGUCGAACAAGCUGCCGGUGAUCGACAUCCGCCAGAUGCUGGUCGGCAAGGAGUGCCCGCACAUGAAGGAGAUGCGGUCGAAGAAAGCGUCUACGCCGCUCGGGUUUUCGCUCGUGCCGGAGAGCAGCGAACAGCCGACGCUUGACUUUAUUGCGCCGGACGAGGCCACGUUCAACUACUGGACCGAUGGUAUCAAUGCGCUGCUCGGGCAGCCGAUGACGAGCAAGCAGCAGGAGGAAGACUUCGAGACGCUGCUGUCGAUGGAGAUCAAGCUGCGGCUGCUCGACACGGAGGGGGUGGACAUUUCCAAGGAUCCACCGGCCAUUCCACCGGAGCCGGAAAAUUACGACUUUUGCUUCGACAGUUAAGCAGCAGGAGGCACAAGAGAGAAUGUUAAACCAAAGGUUUAUUUUGUAUGGCAAAUUUCCAAAAAAAAAGUUAAUGCCACUUAUUUUCGAGUAUCCAAAUUUAAUACAGGUUUAAAUUUUUGAUACUUUCUCCCUCCAUAUCUUCCAUAUCGUGCAGCAGAGGGAAAUGAAAAGAGGACGAAGAAAAAACGUUCAAUGGAGAGCAGCAAAGGAAGUAGUUAGGGCAAAAAACGAGGGACGAUCUUGUAGUAAAAGCCAAAUAUUCCACGCAAUAUGUUAUCGUAAUCAGUUCUACCACUAUUAUAACUAUGCUAAUGCUACCCUAUAUCCAACGUAUUCAACGCGCACAUGUGCUAUUUUAUUAGUUUUACGAAAGGAGCCAACGGAAUCGAUUUCGGAAAAUCGUUCCGUUCCGCAUUUACUCGACCUAGCUUUAAGACAAGGCAAUGAACAUUUUCUGUAAGCAAAUAGCCAAAAUUAUGUAAGCCUAUUUCUCCAUCCGAGAUACAUUACUGCAAAAUGUUCGGAAAUGUAAGCAAUGAGAGGCGCAAAAAACCCUCGGAUAUAUAUAUACGGUAAUAAAAGUAUAUACACUUUUUGUAUGAAAGUAAA